Messenger RNA from Vitrella brassicaformis, 4729 nucleotides. NCBI's taxonomy places the organism in Eukaryota, Vitrellaceae. The record is from the annotation of a GenBank genome assembly.
GGAAGCCCUUUGCAGGUCAGACGAGUGAGGUUUGAAGCCAGGGUGACUGCUGCUGUCGUGAUCUCUUUGAAUCGAAAGAGAUCCAACACCGUCGGGCGGCCCUCUGUAACUCGUGGCUGUGUGUGUGCGCGAGAAGAAAGAACAGAGAAAGAGAAAAGGCGCCUUAUGAUGGAUGAAUCGAUGACAGUGAUGCACCGAUGACUAGCCCAUCUUUGGGGAUGAUGGAUGAGUCCUGGCGGCAGGCGGACAGCAUAUCGCUUCAGGACCUCGAGCCAACCAAAGGGAAAUUGCUGGGUGAGCCUCGACACGAGAGAGAGAGAGAGAGAGAGAGAGAGAGAGAACGGACAGUCACAAAUGCAUGGGCGGUCUGUUUACUGUCAUGCAGGUAAAGGGUUUUUUGGCGAGGUGCGGGAGAUGCGUGACCGUCGGACGGGGGCCGCUUACGCCCUGAAGGUUGUGCCGAAGCAGCUCAUCCAGAAGCACCAUCUGACGUCACAGCUGAUGCGGGAGAUACAGAUACUCUACGGCCUGAAGCACCCACACAUCAUACGCCUGUUCUUCCAUCUCGAAGAUGACACCAACUACUACCUCGGUCGGUGGGCACACACAGAGAGAGGUAGAGAGAGUGGGGGAUGGAUGUGUGUGUGUGCGUUUCGUCAGGAAUGGAGGUGGCUGCGGGUGGUGGGAUGUUUGACAGGCUGAAGAAGGCCUCCAAGUUCAGCCCGCAGCUGGCCGCCAAGUACUUCUCCCAGGUGUGCGAGGCCAUCAACUACCUCCACAAGAGGCCACAGAAGAUCAUACACAGAGAUGUGAGCGAUUGUGGACAACACACACACACACACACACACAUGGGAAGAAAUGUAGAGUCUUUUGCCAUGGUUGGUGGUCGUGCGGUGCGUGGAUGUCUGCAGAUCAAGCCAGAGAAUCUCCUGUAAGUGACCAAGUGACCUGUGUCUGCGAUUAGAGAUGUUCUCGUGUCGCCGUCUAUCUGGGCAGACUGGAUGAGCAUGACUCGAUCAAGUUGGCCGACUUCGGCUGGUCGAAUGUGCUGAGGGACACACAGAUGCGUGAGUGACCACCCUGCGUCGCUCUGCUCGAUCCAUCCAUCCAUCCACCGACCUCUCAGUGUGUGUGGUGUGGGUCCAUGUCUAUAAUCAGGACAGACAUUCUGCGGCACACUCGACUACCUCUCCCCAGGUGUGCACAGCCGCACACACGCAUAUGGAUCAGCCAAGAUAUGCAAGCCUGUGUGUCGCCGCUUGAUGCAGAAAUGAUCAAGGGAGAGGGCCACAACGAAUCGCUCGACUGCUGGUCCCUAGGCGUGCUGUUGUAUGAGUUCCUGGUCGGCCGGUCGCCAUUCGGCGCACCAUCGCAGGAUGAAGUCUGCAGAAGGGUGACGACUGAGAGAGACACCGGCUGGCACACUGACAAGUGCCCAGAGCCUCACGUGUGUCUGUCUCUUUCGGUGACGUUGGCUGCAUGGUAUGGUCAGAUUCUGCACUGUGAGUUGCGGUGGCCCCACGGCGGCACAGAUGCAGAUGGCAUGGACCUCAUCCAAAGGUCAGAGGGAAGGAGAGAGGGCCACCUUUGCAGCUGAAGCUGAUGUGUGUCCACUCAUGUGAUAUAGGUUACUCAAGGUGCGUCCCCACGAACGGCUGACGGUCGACCAGGUAGGUGUGCUAUGCCUAGGGCAAGACACAUGGCUGCCUGCCUGCCUGCCUGAAUGCAAUCCACUCGACAGGCGCUGCGUCACCGCUUCGUUGUCAAGUACACGCGGCCCAGCUCACCAGACGCACCACUCACCGACACAACGACCAAUCAGGUGAGCACGGAGAGACACCAUCCAUCCAUGCAUCCAUCCAUCGACUCAUGUUGUGUGUGCAGGAAGGUGCGGCUGAGGGCAAUGUGGGUGGGUUGCUGGCUGCCAAGGUGCGUCUGGAGAGGGAGGUGGAGCGGCUGCGUCAGCGGGAGGAGCGUUACAAGUCGGAGGUCAGGAAGCACCAGCACGACAGCGAGGAGAGGGCGCUCGAGGUCGUACAAAUCACCAAGAGGAACCAGCAACUGGAGGCUGACAUCACACAGGUGAUCUUAUCGAUAGAUAUACUGGGCGGUGCGGUGCCUACACAUCCCCUGCCUGUUCGGUUAUGUCUUCCCUUCCUCUGCGCAGCUGACUAGUGACCUGGAGGAGUCAAAAACUGCCCUGCAGGAGGUAGGUGGGUGCCUAUGGCGAGGGUGGCCGCGCUCUCUAGCUCUCUAGUCCACUAUGCUGCUACGGUGUGUGUGUUCGGACAUCAGCUGACGGCCAAGCUUGCCGAGUCCGACACGGAGCUGCAGCGGCGACAGGCAGCUGCCGAUCAGCUGCCGUCUGUGCAGCAGGCGCUUGACGAGAAGGAGAGGCUGCUCGUCGACAUGGAGCACAAGAAAGCGCAGCUCACACAAAAGGUGAGGUGACCGAACGAACACCAAACAGGCAUGCACACGGAGAAUGGGUGCGUGUGUCAGGUGUGUGUGUUGGAGAGUGAGGUGAGCGGCCUGCGGACAUCGGCACACGCAGCAGAGGAGGAGCUGCACGCUCUUACAGACAAACACCGAACCGCAAUGCAGGAGAAGCGUACCUAUGGAGACAAAAGACACUUCGCUACGGCUUGUCAUAGUCACCGUCAUCCAUCCAUCCAUUAGGUGAGGAUGCAAUGGCGUCCGAGUGCCGCAUCCACACGUGUGAGACCGAGCUGGCCGUCAUUCAAUCGCAGAAGGAACACUUGGAACAGGUGGGCAGGGAGGGAGGCAGGCAAACAGACAGCGUAAGACACCCUCGUGUCGUGUGCACACCACACUGGUGGCUGCAUGGCAUGUGGUGUGCAGGUGUUGAAGGGCAACGCGUCGCUCGCCCCUCUGCUGACCAGCCAUCGAGACGACAGGGACAAGAUAGAGAAGAUGGCGGCCGACAUACGAGCAGGUGGGUGUGUUAUGUGGCCAGUGCAUCGCGGAUGCUCCACCCUCCACCCAAAGCAUGCAUCCACGGCCCGGUGUGUGCUAGGCCUUGAUCGAGUGGCGGCACAGCAGGAGGGGUACCAGACGAGGGGAGAGCUGCAGAGGGAGAACGAGAGGCUAUCGCAAUCGCUUCUGCAAAUGUAAUGUGGGAAGGACAAUCGCCAUGUGUUUUCAUCCUGAGAGUCCCGUUGCCCUAUCUAUCACCAGGAAGAAGGACAUGGCGGCAUUGCAGCUGUCAGCAGAGCGCGACAAGCACCGAGCCGUCGAGCAAAUGCAGGUAUGUAUCUUUUGGCCGGGCAGCAAACACACGACACUCACCAGCGCAGGUGUGAUUGGGCGUGCGUGUGUGUGCCAGGCGCUGCAUCGAGAGGAGCUUCGGACGGUCCGCGAGAGGAUGGCCGAGGCUGUGCGGCAGAUGGAGCACGACGCUGACCAACGCACACAGCGGCUUAGUGGGCGGAUCGAAAGAGACGUAAGGACGCUCACCUAUUAGUCUGAGUAGAUUUGUCCAGGUCUGUCUGUCUGUCUCUCUGUCUGUCUGUCUGUCUGUUUGUCUGUCAGACUGAGCGUCGUGCCGACCAGCGUGUUGACAUGGAUGAGCUGCAACGGAUUUCCAUCGAGGCCGAGGUCAGCGCACCGCAACACCACCCCACCCACAAUCGACUGGGGUCGAUCGAUUGACCUUCCCCCCCCCCCCUCUCUCUGUGUGUGGCCAGGCACUGAGGGGCGAGCGUGAUCUGCUGCUGCAGCGUGCCGAGCACAUGCGCAAGUCGCUCAACAUCACCGAUGUAGGCAGCAGACAGGCAGAGAGGGAGACAGGCAAGGCAAGAGAGUGACAGGUCGCGUCAACGUUGGUUCGGUUCGGUGUCUCACGGCCUCUCUCUCGUCGGCUGUGCUAGCCUGCCAGAGAGGGCCGCGACGGACACACACAUGAUGAGCCGACUCCUCCAUUCAACGCGUAGACAGACCCAUGCAUAUUCCUGACCCCUCGCCAGGCCACACACACCUAUGCUGGCGAGGCUGUCCAUACCUGUGCCACACCGUCUCUCUCUCUGUGUGUGUUGUGUGGGCGUGUGCAGGAGUCUGACAAGCAUCAGCGUUCCCGCAUCUACGACCUAGAGACGGCGCUAGCACAGGAGCGCGCUAGGCGCGUCGAGCUGUCGGCCGAGCUGGGCGACCUGGAGCGGUGCGGCCUUGACGAGCUCAAGGAGCAGGUGUCCGACCCGAUAGAAAGGGAGACCUUCUACCGCACUGUCGAGGCCACCAUCCGCUCGCUGCUCGACAACCGACCAGCCCCAUCAGCAGCACCACCAGCACCAGCGCGUCGGACAUUGCUGGGCAGGAAUGUCCCGCCUCCGAGUCGCACGAGCGGUGAGUCGGUCCCCGCGAGAAGGCGGUCAUCUGGUGCUGUGCUGCCGUCAUCGCCCGCACACAGUGUUGGCGGGGCUAAAUCGGCGGACUGACGGGUGGAGGGGGGGCUGAACGACUGAUUACUGGGGGAAUACGUGAGGGAGGGAGUGUAGCAUAGGGCGUGUUUACGUUGGUAUAAGUGGGCAAGGUAGUAGGGACGGGUGUCUCUCGGUGUGUGUGUGCAUCAUGACUUCACGAUGUGGUUGUGAAAGCCAGACUUCACCUUCAUACAUAAUGCGUCGAGUCGGGUGUCUCACAUGCAUGGUGAACGCCACGUGUGGCAUCGAUCGCCAAACCAAGCGAUGGAUUCAACAAACAAGGGCAGACC